AGGGAGAGGAAGAGAGAGGAAGGGAGAGUUAAGAGAGAGUUAAGAGAGAGGAAGAGAGAGGAAGGGAGAGGAAGGGAGAGUUAAGAGAGAGUGAAAGGAGAGAGAAACUGCACUGCACGGAGCCGCGCCCGGAUCGAUUGCCUCCUCGCUGGGUUGCAUUGUGGGAGGUUGACAGGAUGGCUACUCACAGGACGGUGCCGGGCCGAGGCCAGGAUGUUGACGCGGAGUCGCUGCUCAGCGGACUCUCGGCGGACGAGCUCAAGCAGCUGGCGGAGGAUCUGCAGGACAUGGACCCGGACAACGCGCUGCUCCCCGCCGCGUUCCGACAGAAGGACCAGACGACAAAGGCGCCGGCGGCGCCGUUCAACCGCGAGGAGCUCCUGCGCUUCCUGGAGACGCAAGCGCGGGAGCACCGUGACCGCGAGGACCUGGUGCCCUUCACCGGCGAGAAGAAGGGUAAGGAGUUUGUCCCGAAGGUGAAACCAAUGCCGGUGGAGGAAAAAAUGGCACUGGACCCCGAGCUGGAGGAGGCUCUGACCGGAGCCACGGAUGUGGAGCUGUGCGACAUCGCUGCCAUCCUGGGCAUGCACACCCUGGUGAGCACCCCGCAGUACUACAGCGCCCACAAGGGCACGAGCCACGCGGACGGCAUCGGCAGUGUGGUGCGCGCCGAACCCAUGCGCCCCAUGCCCGAAGAGCCCCCCAACCCCACGGACGUGGAGGCAACGCUGCAGCGUAUCCGUGACAACGACCCCCGCCUCCAGGAGGUCAACCUCAACAACAUCAAGAGCAUCCCGAUCCCAACGCUGAAGGAGUACGCGGAGGCGCUGAAGAGGAACACCCAUGUCACGUCGUUCAGCCUCGCGGCCACGCGCAGCAACGACCCCGUCGCCCUGGCACUGGCGGACAUGCUACGGGAAAACCGCGGGCUGCGCAGCCUCAACGUGGAGACCAACUUCAUCACGGGCAGCGGCAUCCUAGCCAUGGUGGAGGCGAUGCACGAUAACGACUCGCUCAGCGAGCUCAAGAUCGACAACCAGAGGCAGCAGCUGGGGAACCACGUGGAGAUGGAAUUGGCUCGCCUGGUGGAGGAGAAGACGACGCUGCUGAAGCUGGGAUACCACUUCCUGCAGCAGGGGCCCCGCACGCGGGCAGCAGACGCAGUCACCCGCAACAACGACCUGAUUCGACAGAAGAGGCUGGAGGGGUGAGACGCGGCCAUCCACGGAGAGGACAGCUGGGCCACGGCCACCCUGGGCCAACACCGCCAGCCCAGGUCCCAUCUCCUCCAGGUCCAUUGUCUUGGGCCUCCCCAGCUGGUAUCCCCUCUUCUCCUCCACGCUCACCCACCUGCCAGCACUACCACCACCCCACCCGCCGCCACCCUCGCCCUUGGUGCCACCCGCACUGGAGUCGGCAUAGUCGAGGUCAUGUGACCUCGUGACCCCAGCCUCGCCUGGACGGGGACCAAUUGACGCGAUGACGAUUGGGACGUGACAGCUCUCCUUCCGCCCCCCACCAACUUCCUCCACCCAUGCCCCCCCCCUCCCCCGGCCUCCCGUGAUUGAUUAAUCUUCCACGACAUUCGAAGUGAUAACAAUUCGACCGAAAUUACAACCAUUACCAUCGUGGUGCGAUGGUUAAAUCAUUUCAUCAUAACCAUCAUCAUAACCAUCAUCGUCAUCAUCAUUGGUUUACAACGCGAACAUUCCUGACCAGCUAUCAAACCUGGGGACAAUUCCACGGAUGGUCCUCACUUCGGUCCAAUCCAACCGUGCUCCAGGUUUUCCAGAUAGAAAUCCGUGGCAGCUCUCUACCCCGGCUAUGUUUCCAUUACAUUCCCACGUACAAUUCCCGCGGCGGUUAGAAAUCCGAGGAAGCUCCCAAUUUUUCGCUCCAAGAAAUCGUGAUCCCUUUUUUUCCCGACCUUUGGAACCUAAAAAAAGGCGCUUCCGUGGAUUUCCCAUUAUUAUCCUCGCCGGAUGAGAGCAGCAGCACCUUGUUGCACGUGUCGGGGCCUGCGCCAGGCUUCUCCACGUGGCGGUAGUGGUGUAACCGUCACCGUUGUCGCCAUCGUCAUCGUUUUGAUAUUUUGUUGCCGACGAGGCCGGCGGUUGCAUGUUUUGUAUCGUUUUGCUAGGGUUCAUCUUUAUCGCGUUUUUCAUUCUCGGGGUGGGUUUUUGUGUUUACGUGAGAGUUUCGCCGUCCUCUGCCAUACAUCGCCGCGUCGCCCUGCAAACGACGUCCGGACGUCGUCGCCGCCGCCGCCAUAUUAACGAGGUCGGGGUCGAGGACGAGUAGCCGAAGGGUCACCACCUCGUCCCGGUUUUCCGCCCAGAUCGCGUUGUCGCUCGUGGAGAGAAAGAGAGGCAGCCGCCGCAGAGCUGGCAAAACAAAAUCUGUCGGUCUUCCCUCGAAACAUCAACGCUCGCGGUUAUUGUCACCUUCCUAGGAGUAUUGACGGUAAUGCGACACCACUCGAGGCAAUCCUACUGACAAGUACUGUACCAUAUUCUCCAGAGGCCGACAAAGACAAAGAUCCGCCGUACAGCUUUAAGCAGACUUUUGGUGGAAAGUACCGUUGGCGGGCACUUUUUGAAGGCCGGCACGAGGUGGGUGGGGGUUGCCAGCGCUGUGCCCGACCGCCUCCCCAGUGUUGAUGGUUUACACACCGCACCAGCUACUCAUUUGAGGCUGAGUCGACCUAGGGGAGGCCCGUAAUCGGUUCAGAUUUUCACAGUCAUCGUCAUUGGGUCAUGCGAGCGGUAAUCGGAACUGGGAGGGAGGGGGGGGGGUCUCCCAGGUUUUAAGCGCCGCUAGCUGCUGUGGCACUGCUCACCGCGCGUCCAAAUCUGGCCACGCACCCAGCUCUCGGAUUAAGUCGCACCACCCCCAAGCUUUGCUUUGAAAUGCAGGGGGAAUGGCGUGCGUCGUGUGAACCCAGAGAAUACGACAGCUCCUCUUCCUCUGCUAUCGCGAGAUCCUCCUGCUCCGCCAGCGCCCGAUUCUUGUGUGCGUGCGAUCUCGGCGGCUUGACAAGGCGAGCCCAGAGGGCCUCGUCGCCUCUACCUCGUUAGUCCCCGACGAUGAUGUAGGCGGCCGGCACCCCCCCCCCCCCGCCCCCGUCGUGUUUUGAGCGCGAGAGAGAGAACUGGAGAAUUCAGCAAACUAGGAAACGCAAGUGUCCAUGCAUUAAAGCGCAGGUGGGUAAAAGUGGGGGGGGUGCCUCGUGACAUCGCCCCCCACCCCCCUCGCCCCCCCCCCACCCCGCGUGUAACGGUGCAGCCGCCAACUUGACACGCGUGGGACCCCAGAGCGAGGGGGUCCCUUUGGUGUGAUUCACCCCCCCCCCCCACUUAUGCUGGGCCCCUGGGCAUUUUAGGUCCCCCUAAAAGGUAGGCGGGUUCCCAGGUAUGAUUCUUGGGUGUCGAGGGCUUCUCCCAUAGAUAAGACCCCCCCCCACCCCCGUGGAAGUGAAGCGAGCCCCCCUAGAUUAUAGCCCCUAGGUGUGGGUCUCCCCCUCCCUUUUUUUUAAACAGCCCAAGGUCUGACGCCCCCCCCCCCCCACUCCGUGCUCCCAAUAUACGUGUCUGGGUCUACCCAUACUUCACCGCAGGGUGUUGGUGACCAGGCCCCCCACCCCACGUGUGUGUGGGGGGGGGGGGGUGAAUCGUGGCUCUUUAUUUUUGCUUGGGGGAAGUUCACGGCUCCAGCAAGAAUCCGGGUGACGUCACACAAACUCAUUCCGGUGACGUCACCACACAUUCCUGAGCUAUGCAGCCGGACCCCCCCUCUCAAUCCCUCCGCCCCCCUCUGCGGGGGAGGGGCGGGGUAGGAACUCACCCUCCGCCCAUGACGUAAAGAGCCCCGUCAAUCCACUGCUGGAUGAAGGGCCACCCCACGCCGCCAUCUGACGAAUUAUUGGGGAGGGGGUUUAAUCAUUUGACCAUACUUCACCGCGCUGGUCAAUGCGGGUUGGGGGUUUGCAUGGGAGCAUAAAAGUACAGCGCUACCUGCCCUGUGUUAGCCACCACAUAGCCACCCCGCCCGUUACAUCGACCCCUGGUAUACGGUGUACCCUGGCAUGGGAGUCUGGACAAUUGAAAAGUGGUCCUUCACGUGACUCUCAAUACACAAGCCUCUCAUUCGUGCAUUGCAGCCUCAUUCGUGAAGUCGUGCGUGAGCCACCUGUGCUAUAAUAAACAAAUAAAGUAUCGAUCAUCGUGA
Messenger RNA from Petromyzon marinus (sea lamprey), 4227 nucleotides. Its product is annotated as tropomodulin-1-like. Gene Ontology annotation, molecular function: tropomyosin binding. Gene Ontology annotation, biological process: muscle contraction; myofibril assembly; pointed-end actin filament capping. Gene Ontology annotation, cellular component: cytoskeleton; striated muscle thin filament; myofibril. The record is from RefSeq and is a predicted model, not a curated record. Lineage: Eukaryota; Metazoa; Chordata; Hyperoartia; Petromyzontiformes; Petromyzontidae.